AAGAUCAGAUCAUCAAACAUCUGUGCGACUCCCACAUCUGGACACAAACACUCUAAAAAGGUGAAUCGGGUCACAAACGCAGCUCGUUUACACUUUUCCGGUGUUUUGACACCGCCGAGGUCACGUGACGGUGUUGUCAGCUGUGCGUCGCCAACAUGGUGAUCUUCAGUGUGUAUGUGGUGAACAAGGCUGGAGGUUUAAUUUACCAAUACGACAACUAUGUCCCGAGAGCGGAGGCUGAGAAGACCUUCAGCUUCCCGCUAGACCUGGUGCUCAAACACCACGAUGAAAAAGUGAUCGUGUCGUUCGGACAACGCGACGGAAUCAGAGUGGGACACGCAGUGCUGUCCAUCAAUGGAGUGGAUGUGAUUGGGAAGAACACAGGAGAAGGGAAGGACAUCCUCGAGUACUUGAAAGAUCCCUCAAACUAUCCUGUGUCUAUUCGCUUUGGACGCGCACGCCUGAGCUCCAAUGAGAAGCUGAUGCUAGCGUCCAUGUUUCACUCGUUGUUUGCUAUAGGUUCACAGCUGUCUCCAGAUGUUGGCAGCUCAGGGAUCGAGAUGUUAGAAACAGACGUCUUCAAACUCCACUGCUUCCAGACUCUCACAGGGAUAAAGUUCAUUGUGCUGGCUGACCCUCGACAAUCUGGUAUUGAUGCACUGUUGAGGAAGAUUUAUGAAAUCUAUUCAGAUUUUGCCCUCAAGAACCCGUUUUACUCUCUGGAAAUGCCAAUAAGGUGUGAACUCUUUGAUCAGAACCUGAAGGGCGCGCUGGAGAUCGCAGAGAAAGCCGGCAACUUCGGAGCUGGAUCUUGAGGCAGGGAGGAAUAACAAGAAACAACAUGAAUCUCCCUGAACGAUUGUUUCACGAUCACGAUUUCUACGACUGAGGACCUUGUUGAGGAAAAUGAAGUGGAUUCUCUUGGGAUGUGACACAUUGUAAAUACUAGAUGUUUUGUAAAUACUUGAAAAGAUUAAACCCACUUGUGU
Paralichthys olivaceus (Japanese flounder) is the source of this 989-nucleotide messenger RNA. RefSeq names its product trafficking protein particle complex subunit 4 (gene trappc4). Gene Ontology annotation, cellular component: TRAPP complex. Lineage: Eukaryota; Metazoa; Chordata; Actinopteri; Pleuronectiformes; Paralichthyidae. The record is from RefSeq and is a predicted model, not a curated record. Gene Ontology annotation, biological process: endoplasmic reticulum to Golgi vesicle-mediated transport.